AUGCGAUCGGUUAUGGCUCCAUCACCCUACAGAUUGCAUAUUUUUGAGCAGUGGCCGCAGCACAGUUACCUUGGUAAAAUCCCCGGAGCAUCAGAUAUGCGUUUGGCAACACUUAACGAUGGGACGAAUACCGGAAGAAGCCGUGAACUGGCAGACCGUCUUACAAACCGAAUUGCAUGUGCUGUGUACAGGAGACUCGGUGGAAAGGCUCCAAGUCAAGGGAAUCAGGCGUUGGCUACAAGCUCAUCUACCACUGCACAUCAAAUCGCAAUGGCAUUGAGCGUCACAGCGGUGGAUCGACUAUCAGAUCGCCUAACGGCUGCAAAAGCAGAUACAGGAGAAGUGGAAUUGCGAGUCGUCUCUGCCUAUGCGCCACAGGUGGGCUGUAGUAAAGAAGAGAAGGCGUGCUUUUGGGAAGAUCUGGAGCAGUAUGUCCAAUCCCUGGAAGGCGAAGAAGAACUUCUAAUCGGAGGUGACUUCAAUGGACCUGUCGACCGUGUCGCUGCCCAACAGCAUUUGCUCGUCAUGAACUUAAAAAUCUUCCGUCUAAGGGAGAGACAUCCAAGGACUGAAGCACAGCGCAUCAAAUGGUGGAAUCUAAAGGAUCGAGAGGAGGUAUUCUCCGCAUCCGUGGCUCCGCCUACACUUCCCCACCCUACCCGUGGUGUGGAGGAAAUGUGGUCUCCUACUUCCAGCGUCAUGCGUACGCUUGACCGUGGAGAACAGUCUGGGAAAAACGACUCUAGGCAAGUUCAAUAUACACAAGGCUACAUAGUUUUGGAACGAGCUGCAAUUCGUGCUGAAGAUUGUGGUGCCUAA
Messenger RNA from Necator americanus (New World hookworm), 819 nucleotides. RefSeq lists its product as uncharacterized. Gene Ontology annotation, biological process: chromatin remodeling. The transcript is spliced from 4 exons. The record is from RefSeq and is a predicted model, not a curated record. Bases 1 to 819 code for a protein of 272 amino acids. Gene Ontology annotation, cellular component: nucleus. Lineage: Eukaryota; Metazoa; Nematoda; Chromadorea; Rhabditida; Ancylostomatidae.